Molecule: messenger RNA, 387 nt
Organism: Prorocentrum cordatum
Lineage: Eukaryota; Dinophyceae; Prorocentrales; Prorocentraceae
Source: the annotation of a GenBank genome assembly
AUGCAGCAUGACGGGGCCCAGUAUUCGCCGCAGGCCUUGGAGGCGGCGGCGGGCAACGCCGGGAAGGCUGCACAAGAUGCCGCCCGGAGAAAUUUCUUGCGUUGGAUACCAAGACAGGUCGGGGCUCCUACCAAGUAUGCGCAGAACCUCACGCACUGGAUGCAUUUCAUUCUUGGUGCGCAGGCGGUGCUGGGCGCCUGCCGCCUGUUCUACUUGAUGGACUUUCUCGGAAGCUUUUGGAUGAUCGGGGUCAUCGCGCUCGGCUUAUAUGCGUGGCAGCAGGACAUGAACAUAGAGUAUAUCUGCAUAUGGGGUAUCGCGUGUCUCUUGAAUGGCCUCUUGGACAUCGUGGUCACUCUUCACGACUGCUGCGAUGAUGGGCGAUGA